AAUGAUUCUCCUAUUCUUCAUUCUCUCCGUUUUGUCAAUUGCCGCGGCGCACCCGGACAUCCCGGCUUACGCAGUGCACAAAGAACAACUACUGGAUAUGCCUAUCGCCUAUCAGAUGGGCCUUCAGAAUCGCUGGUUCGCAGGACCCACUCCGGUAUCUAUAAUAACCCAACUGCUCAAUACGUUCAUGAGCGCUGUGAACGCCCAGGACUUUAAUCGGCUUAGCCAAAUAGUUUCUUUGAAUCGUGAGGUGUUGAGCCUGAGUGGCAUGCGUCACUUGUACGAUAUAUUUGCUGGAAAUACUUGGAAAUACAGGUCCCAUAUGCAUCCGAAUCCCAACAAAAUCACUGCGACCGUGAUUUUCACAGAUCCAUCUACCAAAAUCAAUAAUCUAUACUGGUUUUUGUUCGAAAAUCGAGAAGGCUGGAAGAUCGUCGACUUGAAACUGAUGUAUGCAAAUUACAUAGAUUUCCAGAGAUUUUAUUAAAUUUUGUGUUGUUGAAAUAAAUUUUCUUGUUGACA
Molecule: messenger RNA, 522 nt
Organism: Caenorhabditis elegans
Lineage: Eukaryota; Metazoa; Nematoda; Chromadorea; Rhabditida; Rhabditidae
Gene: C16C8.19
Product: Nuclear transport factor 2 family protein
Exons: 2
Coding region: 98-487 (129 amino acids)
Source: RefSeq, marked reviewed